AUGAUACAAAUCUUGGUCACGUUUGUACCCUCCUUGUUCUGGAUUCUUUAUAGAUGUUACCAAACCUUACGAACUCCAGUGGAAGAGAUCAUUCAAGAUUUAAGUAUUGAAAUUCCUCAUCGUCCAAAUAUUUGUAUUGAUUCUGUGACUGAAACUAGUGUUAUCAUUCAUUGGGAUAUCGAAAGAAGUAACGAUGAUAACUUGUACUAUGUUAUUGUCAUAAAUGGUAAAGAAGUAGCAACGGUUCAAUCAACAUCAUGUAAAUUGAAUAAUUUCGAACCUCAUCAAGUUUAUCAAAUAGAAGUCAUCGUUAUUAAUAGUGUCACCCAUUUCCAAUCACAAUCUGAAUCAGUAUUCAUUGAAACUUUUGAUAAACAAGAUCCUAAGUUUAGAUUUGUUAAAGAUUUGGAUGAUAUUCAACCAGAUGCAUUCGAUUCAAAUUCAUCCACCGUGAAAAAUAAAAGUAAACUGAAAACUAAGUUAAAUGAAGAUUCAGAACAAUUUGAAACCAAUGCUAUGGUUGAUGAUUUAACUGUCGAAAAGAUUCAAACUAUCACUAAUCCAGAAACUGUUCUUGCCUACUUGACAAUAUUACAAAAUGAAGUCGUUAAAACUAAUCUAGAACAUAAACAUCAACAAGCAUUAUUUAUUAAGGAAUUCGAUACUUUACAAGAAGAAUAUCAACUAUAUAAACGUGAAUAUGAUGAAGAAACUGAUAAUAAAACUAAAAAAGAUCUGGAUGUUAGAUCAUUAGAAAGAUCUAAAGAUAAAUUAACUUUUCAAAAGUCAAAGUUAAUCAAUCAACUAAAUUCUUUAAAUGGUUCCUUGGAUUUAUUACAAAAGAGAUUAGAUGAUUAUCAAGAUAAAAUUCAUAGAUUACAAGAUCGAAACAAUCAUAGUUUAAGUAAUGAAGCUAAUGAAAUUGCUAAUAUCAAUAAAGAAAUCUCAACUAAUUUAGCAACCAUAGAAACAAUUAAAUUUGAAAAUGAUUCAAUCGAUGAACAAAUCAAAAUUUUACAAACUGAAAAAAGAGAAUUAACUAACUUAAUCAAUCAUAUUAAACCAUUAAUUGAAAUUAUUAAUUCUCCUUUACCUGAAGAUCCGGUCGUUCCAUUAUCUACAACAAUGCAAGCAUCAGCAUCAACCAAUAAUAUUUCGCAUGUUAAUCCAAUUAUAGCAAAUACUGUCUCCAACACUAGCAAUUCAAAUCCGACAUCAUCAUCACCUUCACCAGCUCCAGCAUCAACCAUAUCUAACAACUCUGUAUUUAAUAAAGAUGGAAGUAUUAAUAAGAUUGUCCUUGAAACUUUACAGAAAUUAUUUGUCAUUGUACCAGAAUGGGAAAAUGAAAUCAUAAAAGAAGUUACUAGUUAUCAAGAAUUAGAAGUUGGUUGGAAAGAAUCAUUUCAAUUAGCGAUUAAAAAGUAUGUAUCCAUGCAUCAAUCCUUACAAAUUGCUAGACAGAAUAAAGAUAAGACUUAUCAACCAAUUAAAAUCACUGAAUAUCAAGCAUCAGUUGAUUUUGGAGGUUAUUCCAAUGCCUUAUUCAAAUCAAAGUUUGGUACUGGAAAACGAAGCUUUACACCUCCUUCAUCAUCAUUUGAUGAUAAUAGUGGCAAUAACAGUCAUAAUAAUAGUAUGAUUCAAAUUCAACAACCAUCUCAACAAUUACAAGGACAAAUCCCUCUUGUUGAUACCAGCAAUCUUAUUAAUGGUAAUGAUAAUGGUGGAAAUAGUGCUUAUAACUCCCUUAAUCCUAAUACCAAUACUUUGAAUAAUUUUUAUAAUCAUUAUAGUCAAGUUUAUACUCCUGAAAUUGAAGGCAAUAACAUCAAUCCAAUGGAUCAAAUCCAAGGUUUAGAUCAAUAUGGUAAUGUUUUAGAUCCAUAUCAACAACAACAGCAGCCAUUCCAAGUAUUAGAACCAGCAAUUUCACUGCCUCAACUUUUAUUAGACAAUCAAUUAGGCAUGGAUCCAUAUACACCAUUUGAUACUAUUGUUAAUAAUUCUACUAAUAAUUAUCAAUCACCAGCCUUGGCUCAGGCACCUCUUAUUCAAGUUGAUAAUAGUAAUCAAUUGUAUAAUCAAGGUAAUAUCGGUGGUUAUGAUAAUUCAUCAUUGGUUUCACUUUUACAACAACAAUCCACUUCUCAAUUGAGUACUAAUAAUACUCAACCACCACCACAACCUCAACAAUCAUUAGGAUUCCCAUAUGAUGAUCUGAUUUAUACUACUAGUAUUCAAUCACCGUUGGUUGAAACUACUCCUACUUAUGGUUAUAAUCCAACUACAAGUAGUGCAGGUAGUAAUGUCUUAUAUAAUUAUAAUUCACCAAUAUUAAAUCGUCAAACUUUAACUGGUACUCCGAUUAAUACUGGUGGUAGUACUAAUAGUACUAAUAAUAGUUUAUGGAGUUCUACUACAACUAAUAAUAAUUUACAAAUAUUUGGUAAUAAUCCAACUACCAAUGAUGAGUUUAUGUUUAAUAAUAGUAAUGGUAAUGGUGGAGCAGGAGCAUCCAAUGUUGUUGGUAAUAGUGCUGGAGGUAAUGAUUUGAAUGGAGGAGGUGCAGGUGCAUCUGCUGGUGGAGCAUUUUUUAUGACCCCAACAUCAUCUCAUACUCGUAAUGUUUCAAAUAAUAGUCAAAUUUGGAAAAUUGAUAAUAAUAAUACAUUAUCAAAUCAUAAUUUUAAUUUAGGUGGUGUUUUUGGAUCAUCAAAUUUGAAUUUACAUAUUCCUUCUAAUUUAACUACAUCGUCCGGUAGUACUGUCAAUAAUCAAGCUCAACAACAACAACAACAACAAACACAACAACAAUUGGCAAAUACUCCACCAGUUGCAAAUGCUAGUUUAAAUCCUAAUAGUGUUGGUAGUAGUAAUUUAUAUGGAAAUCAUACUCCUACUACUACACAUUCUAAUGUAACUUAUAACUUUGGUCAGCAAUUAUAG
Molecule: messenger RNA, 2949 nt
Organism: Scheffersomyces coipomensis
Lineage: Eukaryota; Fungi; Ascomycota; Pichiomycetes; Serinales; Debaryomycetaceae
Exons: 1
Coding region: 1-2949 (982 amino acids)
Molecular function (GO): protein binding
Source: RefSeq, a predicted model, not a curated record